Nerophis ophidion (straightnose pipefish) is the source of this 4781-nucleotide messenger RNA. It is a transcript of the gene pax3b, whose product is annotated as paired box 3b. Gene Ontology annotation, molecular function: RNA polymerase II cis-regulatory region sequence-specific DNA binding; DNA-binding transcription factor activity, RNA polymerase II-specific. Gene Ontology annotation, biological process: regulation of transcription by RNA polymerase II; anatomical structure development. The record is from RefSeq and is a predicted model, not a curated record. Lineage: Eukaryota; Metazoa; Chordata; Actinopteri; Syngnathiformes; Syngnathidae. Bases 299 to 1723 code for a protein of 474 amino acids. The transcript has 9 exons.
GAGACGAACUGGGCUACUUUGGACUAUCUCUUCUUACUUUGUCCGCCAUCAACAAACUAUACAACCAUUUCGGAUACGGCACUUUGGCCCCUCCGUGUUGAACUAGACGGGAUAAAGUGGACUAUCACGACUCCCUGGCUUUAAUUGGCGGCUAUCGGGGGGGACGUUUGGAUGUUCGCUUUAAUACCAACCGAACCGCAACGUUUGAAGCGUCCCAUGCGGUAGACGGUGACCGGCAGCAUCACCCUCCCUUACCGCUUGGAUAAGGGCUCCGUCUAUCGCUUGGGUUGGAGAAAGUAUGACCGCGCUGGCCGGGUCUAUCCCCAGAAUGAUGCGACCCACGCUGGCCCAAAACUACCCGCGCGGCGGCUUCCCCCUGGAAGUGUCAACGCCGCUGGGUCAAGGCCGAGUGAACCAGCUCGGCGGGGUGUUCAUAAAUGGCCGGCCUUUGCCUAACCACAUAAGGCAUAAAAUCGUGGAGAUGGCCCACCACGGGAUCCGGCCGUGCGUCAUCUCCAGACAGCUCCGGGUGUCCCACGGCUGCGUGUCCAAAAUCCUGUGCCGAUACCAGGAGACGGGCUCCAUCCGACCGGGGGCCAUUGGGGGCAGCAAACCCAAGCAGGUGACCACGCCGGAUGUGGACCGGAGAAUUGAAGACUACAAGCGGGAAACCCCAGUCACCUCCAUCAGUCGCGUCAUUAGGAGUAAGUUUGGGGGUAAAGUGGAUGUAGAAGAAGAGGAUGAUGAGGAUGAUGGGGAGAAGAACGGGAUGGAGGACAGUGACCGCAGGGCCAAACACAGCAUUGAAGGCAUCUUGGGCGACAGAUCAAGUCACUCAGAUGAGGGUUCAGACGUGGAGUCAGAGCCUGACCUUCCAUUAAAAAGGAAACAGCGGCGCAGUCGGACCACGUUCACAGCAGAGCAGCUGGAGGAGCUGGAACACGCUUUUGAGAGGACCCACUACCCUGACAUCUAUACCAGGGAGGAGCUUGCCCAAAGAGCUAAACUAACUGAGGCCAGGGUGCAAGUCUGGUUCAGCAACCGUCGAGCCAGGUGGCGGAAGCAAGCAGGAGCCAAUCAACUAAUGGCCUUUAAUCACCUGAUCCCAGGAGGUUUCCCACCAUCAGCCAUGUCCAGUAUUGCCCCUUACCAGCUUUCUGACAGCACCUACCCAUCUUCAUCUAUAGCACAAGUCGCUGACCCGCCCAGCACGCUACAUCGGCCACAGCCUCUUCCUCCCUCCUCAGGCCACCAAGUGUCAAAUGGUGGAGGUCAAAGCGAAGGAAGUUCUGCCUACUGCCUAGCCUCUGGGCGCCACUCCUUCUCAGGAUACUCAGAAAGCUUUGCGAGUCCAGGGGGCCCAGCCAAUCCCAUGAACCCAGCCAUUGGAAAUGGACUCUCUCCACAGGUGAUGGGUCUGUUGAACCCCGGUGGUGUUCCACAACAACCUCAAAGUGACUACGCCAUCUCACCCCUGACUGGGGGUCUUGAACCGCCUGCUGGCAUAGCCGCCAGCUGUAGCCAACGAAUGGAUCAUAUCAAAGGUCUUGAAGGUCUGACCAGCGUCCCCUCCAUGUCAGCUCUGCCUUCCCUGCCCAGUUCCCAGUCCUACUGCCAUGCCUCCUACAGCUCCCAGGCCUACACAGUCGACCACAUGGCUUCUUACCAGUACGGCCAGUACGGACAAAGUGCCUUUCCUUAUCUAAGACCCGAGAUCGCCUAAACACAAGCCGACUCAUCGAUGGGACCAAAGCCAAUUAGGACAUUGCAAUGACCGCGUCUUGUGGAGGACACAUAAGAAGGGACCGCAGGACGAAUAUCAGACCAAAAUCUGUGGACGUUUUUGUCACGUCAGAACGAUGAUAGAGAGCACAGAUACCAGCGCUUAUCACUUCCUGAAGGCCUCAAGCCCACUCCUUUUUUUUUUUUGAAGACGGCCAACCUCAAUCCUAAGCACAAGAAGAGGACAUACUUGAUGAAAUUCCAUGUAGCGCCAAAUUCAUCGUUUCUGCCCAGAGGGAAACGGAAAAAGGACAUUGCUGAUUUUAUCUUCAUGCCAUUUUAUUCGAGGACCCACAGAUGGAGAGAAAUUCUAGAGGCAAAGAAAGCAAAGACGGGGAAAAUAAGUACGCGGGUUAUAUUAUAUUGUAAACGCAAGCCCCCCCUUUCCUCUUCCGUCUUCCUCCCUGUCUCUCAUUGACGUUUUGGUCGGCGAGGCACGGCCUCUCGGCCUUUUGUAGUCGCGCACGAGGUCAGGGGGUGACGUGAGGGAAAGUGACAGAUGAGAGAGCGGCGGAGGAGGAGAAGGGUCUUUUAAAAUAAAGAGAGGCUUGAUGGGCAAGAUCGAUCACAGGCCGAAGCCCCUUUUAAAGAUCUUCCUCUUCCCACAAAAAGCCGGCAGGUCACGAGUCACCACCACGAGACACUUGAGCGGGCGAAGGAGCAACGGCGUUUGGAUGAAUUCUCACAGCUGAGCGGGCGUGCAAUAACAUCCACGGUGUUGCGGAAGAAACACUUUUCAUUGGACGUUGCGCCUAAAAUGAACACCGGCCUAUAUUCAACAACAGUCUGCUAAGAUGGAAUUUUAAUAAUUUUCUCAAAAAUCAUAACACUUAUGACUUUUGAGCACAUUCCUUUUUUGUGUGAAAUUAUACUAUCAUUAUUGUCAGCCGUUCAAUUUCUUUUUUUUUUUUUAGGGGGGGUUUUACAGUGGAACCCGUUUAUGUCAACAACCUGUCCACUAUAUUUUUAUCUUUAUUCAAAAUGUGUUAAGUCCACAUCAGCCAAUUGGAUUGUUUCUAUGAAAAAAGGGUCUUUUUUAACCUUUUUAACCCAUAUAACCCAUGUAAACAAAAUUGUCACGCCCAUGGGUAUGUUUCGUUUUGGUCAUGUUCGGUUUGGUUUUUUGGACAUUCAGUUUUUGUUCCUGCACUUCCUUGUUUUUCUUAUUUCCAUAGCAACUCAUUAGUUUCCACCUUGUCUUCACGCCCCUGUCCUCAGUUCUCACACCUGUUAAUAAUUAUCAUAGCUAUUAUUUAAGCCACAGUUACCAGGUAGUCAGCCUGGCAACUUCAUUAUCCCUCAACUCCUUUCAUGCCAUGCCUAGUUUCCCUCCCGCUUAUGCCACUUAAGUUUUGGAUUUUUGUUAUGUCACGACUUGGACUGUGACUUGGAUUGUUUCUCCGACGCAAACGAAAAUUGGCACAAGCCAGGCGAGAAUGUAAGUACAUUUUUAUUUAUUAAACACUAUAACUAACAAAAAGGCAAAUAAAUGGCGCGCACAAUGGCGGAGAACGAACUUGACUACUGAAAACAAAUGACUAGCACAAAGGCAUGACUAUGAAACAAACAAACAAAACUCAACAACUGUGACAUAACAAAAAUCCAAAACUUACAUGGCAUGAGCGGGAGGGAAACUAGGCAUGGCAUGGCAUGAAAGGAGUUGAGGGAUAAUGAAGUUGCCAGGCUGACUACCUGGUAACUGUGGCUUAAGUAAUAGCUAUGAUAAUUGUUAACAGGUGUGAGAACUGAGGACAGGGGUGUGAAGACAAGGUGGAAACUAAUGAGUUGCUAUGGAAAUAAGAAAAACAAGGAAGUGCAGGAACAAGAACUGAAUGUCCAAAAAACCAAACCGAACAUGACCAAAACGAAACAUACCCAUGGGCGUGACAAUUUUGUUUACAUGGGAGUCCUUCAACACACAUUCACACACCGGCUGGCUGCAAGGUGGGUGAAGUGUCUUGCCCAAGGACACAACGGCAGUGACUAAGAUGGCGGAAGCUGGAUUUGUACCAGAAACCCUCAAGUUUCUGGACGGCCACUCUGCCAUCUGAGCUGAGUGAAGGACAACAGCAACAUGGCUACUGUGUAGUUGCCCAUCAAUAAAACAGUGACUUACUGUUCAGUGCAAAAUAAGCUUCAAAAUAAAAGCAUGGCAGUUUUAACUUGGAUUUUAACUUUUUUUUUUUUUUACACUUUUAGAAAAGAUUUGUGCAUGUAUUCGGUGGAACAGGGGUUAUUGCAUGUGCCUCACAAUACAAAUGGUCCUGAGUUCAAUCCCGGGCUCGGGAGUCUUUCUGUGUGGAGUUUUCUUGCUUCCUCCCACCUCAAAAAACAUGCACCUGGGGAUAAGUUGAUUGGCAACACUAAAUUGGCCCUAGUGUGUGAAUGUGAGUGUGAAUGUUGUCUAUCUAUCUGUGUUGGCCCUGCGAUGAGGUGGCGACUUGUCCAGGGUGUACACCGCCUUCCGCCUGUGUGCAGCCGAGAUAGGCUCCAGCACCCCCCUGUUACCCUGAAAGGGACAAGCGGUAGACAAAUGGAUGGAUGGAUGGAUGUGCAUGUAUUAUCAUUGUAUACGAGUAUACAAUGAAAUGACUGCAGCAUCUCAGUGAAAUAAGAGUAUAAAAUAUCAUAUAAAAGCAAUAAAAUAUGCACAAAUGGUGGGAAAUUGUAAAAAAAACAACAACAACGGGGCUAAUUCUGGUUAUGUCAAUGGUAGUCCGACCAAAACGGGUUCCACUGUAAUUACGGAAACGUGACAAAUCGCACUAAGCCAGUGGAAACACGUCAGAUCCAUUCCCAACUUGUCACAAACAUUCCAAAAGCGGACGUUAGCCAUGAAAUAAGACAAAAACAAGCACUCUUUUAUUUUUUAUAAUGUUAGAAUGAUCCUUUUAGUCAUUUGAUACAUUUCUUCUUUUGGUAUUAUGAAAUGACACGACAUAAGGCCAUGUAUUGUACAAGCGCAUUAUUGUUACUAUUUAUAUUGAAAUAAAAAUUUG